This is a messenger RNA of Hyla sarda, 2709 nucleotides long. Its product is annotated as oocyte zinc finger protein XlCOF6-like. Bases 213 to 2690 code for a protein of 825 amino acids. The transcript is spliced from 6 exons. NCBI's taxonomy places the organism in Eukaryota, Metazoa, Chordata, Amphibia, Anura, Hylidae. The record is from RefSeq and is a predicted model, not a curated record.
CGCAAAUGGCCCGGAAGUGAGUGUCUAUUAUGUUGGGGACGUCUUGAUGAUGGUCCAUGUGGUCCAUAGAGAAGACAUCACCUUCUCCACCUGGUCUGAUCUCAGCCUCCGCACUACAUCUACCAUACACACAGGUUGUAAUAUUGUAGCUGGACCAAGGCUGGAACAUUGUAAUUCCAUCUGCUAUCACGUGAGUGAGUCCUGCAUGGCUGAUGAUGGACGUGGAUCAGGGGCCCAUGAGCGAGAACAUAAUAACUAUCACUUUGGAAGUUGUUCACCUGCUGACCGGAGAGGAUUAUAUGGUUGUAAAGAAGCCUGGAGAUCUUGGUACAACCGGUGACAUUGAAUUGAGAAGGACCCAGGCCUCUGUUAUGUUGCCAUCGUCUCCUACUUUGAUCCCAGAGGAAACCAAUGAUCGGAAGGUCUUAGAACUCACCAACAGGAUCAUUCAUCUUCUCACUGGAGAGGUUUGGAAGUAUUUAGGUCAUUCUUCUCUUCAUGGUGACAAUGUAACAAAGCAUCCCCAACAAAUCGCACCCCCAGAAUAUUCCGAAGGUUUCCAGGCUAACCAUGUCUCUACUGAUAUAAAGGAGGAGUCUGUGACGUGUAAAAAAGGCAUUGAUGUAGAGAUGAAUGCACAAGUAUACUCCCAGACACCGGAUACAAAUGGCUACAUUGAGGAAGGUACGUUUUCUUGUGAUGAAAGGAAUCUUAUGGACAAUGACACCUGUGUGCCUACAGAGCUUAUCUACAACCAAGCGGCAUCCUUUAUCAAAAAAGAACUGGUUCCACCGAUCAGUCAGGCAAAGGAUUUACCAAAUAGUUUUAAGAAGGAAUCCAAAUCGUAUAAAGAUGAGAAUCCCAAAGACUCUAACGUUUCCACAGCGGCAGAACCCACGUUACAGUAUUCAUCCUCUUACAUAAAGGAGGAGUCUGUUUUAUUUCAAGUUAGAAAUGACCCAGAUCCGGAAAUGUGUAGUAUAGUUCACACGCAGCAGUACCCGUCCGCCCAUAUUAAGCAGGAGAUGGUUUCUGAUGAAGGAAACUCUGAGGACACUGAAACCUAUACACAAAUAGAUUACUUGAUACCUUAUACUGAUGAAUGUAAUGAAGACCAUGAUGAUUCGCCUAGAGCAUAUGGGAAGUCCUCAGCGACAGCCUUGGAGAAGAAUGGAAGACUUUAUAACAAGUCCCUCGCCGCCGAGAAAAACUUUAAAUGCUCGGAGUGUCCGAAAUGUUUUACAAGAAAUGCAGAUUUACUGAAACAUCAAAAGGUUCACAGCCAGUCGCAGUCGAUUAUAUGUUCCGAUUGUGGAAAAAGCUUUGCCAAGAAUUCCAUGUAUGUAAGGCACCAGAGAAGCCACACAGGGGAGAAACCAUUCUCUUGUUCAGACUGUGGAAAAAGCUUCUCCGUCAGCGCUCACCUUAUCACUCACCAGCGAAUUCACACAGGGGAGAAGCCUUUUGUAUGCUCCGACUGCGGGAAGUCCUUUAACCAGAAAGCUUCGCUCAUCAAGCAUCGUAGGACUCAUACGGGAGAGAAGCCAUUUGUUUGUGCCGACUGCGGCAAAUGUUUUACAAGCAGCACCAACCUCACUCUGCACCAGCGGGUUCACACGGGGGAGAAACCGUAUUCUUGCAACGUGUGUGGAAAAUGUUUUAGAAGUAGCCCCAACCUUAUUUCCCACCAGAGAAUUCACACCGGGGAGAAACCAUACUCCUGUAGGGAAUGUGGCAAGUUUUUCACCAAUAGCUCGGUACUGGUUAGACAUCAGAGGACACACACAGGAGAGAAACCAUUUUUAUGUUCUGAGUGCGGCAAGUGCUUUACCCGAAACUCGCAACUUAUUAAACAUCAGAUGAUCCAUGCUGGAAAGAGACCCUAUUCCUGUCCUGUAUGUGGGAAACUGUUUAAGAAAAACUCCAGUCUCUCUAUGCACAUGAGAAUUCACAGUGAUGAGCGGCCAUUUUCAUGUUUAGAAUGUGGAAAAUGUUUUACCCAAAACUCAAUUCUUGUUGAACAUAAAAGAACUCACACAGGGGAGAAGCCGUUUUCAUGUUCAGAUUGUGGGAAAUAUUUUGCCCAAAGGUCAGCACUUGUAAAACAUGAGAGAAGUCACACAGGGGAGAAGCCAUUUGCGUGUUUGGAAUGUUGGAAAUGUUUUACACGUAAAGAUCAUCUUGAGAGACAUCAAAGAAUUCACAGAGACGAGAGGCCGUUUUCCUGUUCUGAAUGCGGUAAAUGUUUCACUCGGAUAUCGGUUCUUGUUGCACAUCAGAGAAUUCACACCGGGGAAAAACCAUAUGCAUGUUCUGAUUGUGGAAAAUGCUUUACCUAUAAAUCCGUUCUUAUUGAACACGAGAAAACCCACACAGGAGAGAAGCCAUUUUCAUGUUCUGAAUGUGGAAAAAGUUUUGCUCAAAAAUCAACUGUCAUCGCACAUCAGAGAAUUCACACAGGGGAGAAGCCGUUUUCAUGUUCAGAAUGUGGGAAAUGUUUUACUCUGAAAUCAGGUCUUGUUAGACAUCAGAGAACUCAUGCUGAGGAGAAAUCUUUUUCAUGUUCCGAAUGUGGGAAAUGUUUUAACUUAAAAUCAGAUGACAUCGUACAUCAUAGAACUUACACUGGGGAAAACUUUCUGAAAGAGCAACUAGUUAAAUGCUAUCUUUGUAUGUUCUUACCUAAAUAAAGCCAUGUUAUGAAGAUCA